Messenger RNA from Pollicipes pollicipes, 6682 nucleotides. Its product is annotated as nipped-B-like protein. Gene Ontology annotation, molecular function: cohesin loader activity; chromatin binding. Bases 149 to 6031 code for a protein of 1960 amino acids. The record is from RefSeq and is a predicted model, not a curated record. NCBI's taxonomy places the organism in Eukaryota, Metazoa, Arthropoda, Thecostraca, Pollicipedomorpha, Pollicipedidae. Gene Ontology annotation, biological process: chromatin looping; regulation of gene expression; establishment of protein localization to chromatin. Gene Ontology annotation, cellular component: Scc2-Scc4 cohesin loading complex. The transcript has 31 exons.
GGUUGUGUUGUGCGUCGUUCCUGCGCCAGUUUCCCGGGGAGGAUCACCUGCAAAUAAUCCUCGUAGCUCGCAAUCUGUUGAAGGCGUGUUGUAUACACUCAUCAUGGAUUAUACAGCAUCCAAGAGGGCAUGCUUUUGGAUCCAAUAAAUGCAUCUAUCAGCUAAGGAUGCUGUAGACUGGUCCGCAGCGUGCUCCACACCUAUCAGGAUGAAUGGGGAGCUGCCAAACUCCAACACGCCGGUCACCACCCUUGCCGGCAUAUUUAGCCUCUCUGACCUUCUGCCGGAGCUGCCGCUGCCGACGCCAAUGGAGCAAACCCUCAACAACCGGUCGCUGCUGUUCCACCCGCGUGUGGCCGAGGAGGCGCGCCGGCUGCUCACUGUGCGCGACAACAGCCUGGUGCCGCAGCUGGCGGAGGCGCUGGCCAACACCUCUGCCGAGCACAUCGAGCUGAAGGAUCCGCCGGCGGCAGCGGCUGAGGCACCGGACACCGAGCCGGAGCUGCUGCGGGCGCUGCGUCAGCUUAACAAUCAGCUACUGUCGCACCCAGUGGUGAACCACGCGGCCGAGAGGGUGGCCGUCCCUGCUCCGGCGGCGGCCGGCCCGAUCCCGGCCCAGUUAGUCGCCGCCGCCUCGCCGGCGCCGGCGCCGACGCCGUCGCUGGCUGUCAGUGUUGCGCCGAAGGACGCGGACGCAGUGGUGAAGGCGGAGCCGUGUGACCGUGGGGAACAGAGCCCGGACGCCGGCGCGUCGUCAAAGGACUUGGCCAAAAGCAGACAGCUCGUGGUGUUACUGAAGAGCAAUCCGGAGGAUGAGGCACUGAUGCAGAAGUGCCUGGAGGAUCUGAAGAAGUCUAAGCAGCAGACGCCCGGCGGCCGCACGCCGCGCAAGCCCAAGUACCGCGACACGAGCAGCGACGACAGCGACGUCGAGCGGCGGCCCCGAAACAAGUAUUUCAAGGCGAAGGAGAAGGAGCGUGACCUGGCCAAGAAGAAAGAGAAAGAGGAGCGUAAGAGGAAACGGCAGCAGGACGGUGACUGCAAACCUGAGGAGGACUCGGAGAGCGCAGCAAAGCGAAUCAAGCGAGAGGGAGAGCUGGUGGAUCGGAUCAAGAACUCACGCCGCUUCGAGCGCCGGUUGGUCCCGACUCUGGAGAAGCUGAGCGCCGAGGAGUUGAUGGAGACCAACACGUACCAGCGCUUCAACCAGUCGCUGGAGCUAAUCUUGGACGGCGCCGAGGAGCUGGACCUGCUGGCCGAGACCGACGAGGACGCCGAUGUACCUCAAGAGGCGCUCAUCCACAAGUACCGGCUGCAGGAGCUGGUGAGCGAGGCGGCCAAGCUGAAGUCGCUCGGCGCCAUGGAGUCGGUGCCGCCCGAGCGGCUGGUGCGCGCGCUCGGCAUCCUGGAAAUCAACGUGCGUGACGGCGCGCAGAUCACGCCGUUGGGCGAGGCCGACGAGGGCGAGGAGGAGAGCCGGCUCUGGAUGGAGAUCGCCAUGGAGCGCGUGGUGCGCGGCGCCGACGCCUCGCUUGUCAUCAUGUACAUCCUCACCUCGCCCGGCAUGCCCAAGCGGGUGUACCUGGAGGACUGCAUCGAGCGCGUCGUCAAGUUCAUGAAGUUCCAGCUGCAGAACACGGUGUACCCGGCCUUCGAUCCCGUCUACCGGGUGCCGUCCAAGAAAUCCUGUACCGCCAAGAAGAAGCGCGCGCACGCCAAGGACGUGCGCGACCGCAGCCUGUUGUCGCUCUACAACAAGCUGCGCGAGCUGGUAUCGCUAACAGCCGAGCUGCUCAACAUCCAGGUGCUGACGGACACGACCGUGCUGCAGGUGUCCACGUUGGGCGUGGCGCCGUUCUUCGUCGAGAACAUCAGCGAGCUGCAGUUGUCCGCGCUCAAACUCGUCACAACGAUAUUCUCCAAGUACCAGAAGCAUCGGCGGCUUCUUCUGGACGACAUCCUGGCCUCGAUCGCCCGGCUGCCCAGCAGCAAGCGCUCGCUGCGCACGUACAAGCUGAACUCUGCCGGCCAGGGCGACGGCGACGUCUACAUCCAGAUGCUGACCGCGCUGGUGCUGCAGCUGAUCCAGUGUGUGGUCGUGCUGCCCAACUACCUGGCGCGGCCCAGCCAGCAGCAGGAGGCCGCCGCCGACGACGAGGACGCCGAGUGUGAGAUUGACCGGGACGUGCUGAUCAUGGACCGGUACGACACGGCGAUGCGCACGGCGCACAGCUUCCUGUCGGUGUUCCUGCAGAAGUGCGGCAGCAAGACGGAGGAGAUCGACUACCGGCCGCUGUUCGAGAACUUCAUCCAGGACCUGCUGGCCACCGUCAACAAGCCGGAGUGGCCGGCGGCUGAGUGUUUGCUCAGUCUGCUCGGCAAGCUGCUGGUGACCAACUUCAGCAACAAGGGCAAGGAGAUGGCGCUGCGCGUCUCGUCGCUCGACUAUCUGGGCGUGGUGGCGGCCCGGCUGCGGCGCGACGCCGUCACCUCCACCGCGCGACCGGAGCUCAUUGAGGAGAUCAUCAGCGAGGUCAAGCGCGAGGAGCGCAAGCAGGAGGUCGAGCAGACGCUGGCCGAGACGGAUGCCGAGGAGGAGCGGACGCGCUUUCUGCAGCGCGUCAUGCUCGACUACCUGGCGGUGAGCGCCGAACGCGACCCGGCCCUGCUGCACUGCCGCCACUUCUACCUGGCCCAGUGGUACAAGGAGGCGCCCCAGGAGAUCCUGCGCCAGAAGCAGGGCCCGGCCGCCUCGCCGGCCAAGGCGCGCCACAAGAAGCGCAAGAAACGGCGUGCCAGCGCCUCCUCCGAGGAGGAGAGCGACUCGACCGACGAGGAGGGCGACGAGACGGCCGCCAGCGAGGAGCUGAAGCGCGAGGUGAACGCCCUGGUGGAGGGCCGCCGCCAACUGCUGCUCACCAAGGUGGCGCCGUUCGGUGAGGCCGGCGGGCGCGUCGGCAUCCGUACUCUGCAGACGUACCUCGACUACGACCACGCCGAGCUGCUCUGCCGCUACCUGGCUAGCAAGCGGCCCUUCUCGCGCAGCUUCGACGUCUACCUGAAGCAGAUCAUCCGCGUGCUGUCGGAGAGCGCGAUCGCGGUGCGCACCAAGGCGAUGAAGUGCCUGACGAUGGUGGUGGAGGCGGACCCGGCGGUGCUGGCGCGCACCGACAUGCAGAUCGGCGUGCACAACUCGUUCCUGGACCACAGCACGUCGGUGCGCGAGGCCGCCGUCGACCUGGUCGGCAAGUUCAUCCUGUCGCGGCCAGAGCUUAUAGAAAAGUAUUACGACAAGCUGUCGGCUAGGAUAUUGGAUACUGGUGUGAGUGUGCGAAAGCGUGUGAUAAAGAUUAUGAAGGACAUUUGUGUCGAGUGUCCCGACUUCCCAAAGAUCCCCGAGAUCUGUGUCAAGAUGAUCCGGAGGGUCAACGACGAAGAGGGCAUUCGCAAGCUGGUGAUGGAAGUGUUUCAGCUCAUGUGGUUCACGCCGGUGCGCGAGCGGGGCGAGCGGGACGACGCGGCGCUGCUGAAGAAGGUGAUGGACAUCACCGACGUGGUGGUGGCCUGCCGCGAGACGGGACUCGACUGGUUCGAGCAGCUGCUCAACACGCUGUUCAAGCCGAAGGAGGACAAGGAGGAUAGCACCAAGGUGGUGUUCGAGCCGCCCAAGUCGCUGCUGACGGCCAGCCGGCAGAUCGUCGACUGUCUGGUGCAGCACAUCCUGCGCAUCGAGGAGUCGGGCCUGCGGGACCGCGCCGCCGACACUGGCACCGCCGUCAGCCGCGGCAGCUCGCAGCGCCUGGUGGCCUGCCUCAACACGCUGUACAUGUUCGCGCGGAUCCGACCGCAGCUGCUGGUGCCGCACGCUAUCACCCUGCAGCCGUACCUCGCAGUCAGAUGUCAGACGCGUGGCGACUACCAGAUCAUCAGCCACGUGGCGCGAACACUGGAGCUGGUGGUGCCACUGAUCGAGCAUCCCAGCGACACGUUCCUGGCCGAGCUGGAGGAGGACAGCGUCAAGCUCAUCCUGCAGCACGACAAGACGGUGGUGGCCAGCUGCCUGGCCUGCCUCGGCUCCAUCGUCAACCGCGUCACCAAAAACUUCGGCCUCAUCCGCGACUGCUUCAGGAAGUACUAUAGCCAUCUGAAGUCGUACAAGCUGAUGCACGAGCAGCAGCCCAACAACCCCACGCUGGAGAAGCACAAGCCCUACUUCCGGCGAGCGCUCUUCACCGUCGGUCUGCUGCUGCGCUACUUCGACUUCGGCGACGAGCAAGUCAGGAAGGGCCUGAACGACGACAUCGUGGACGAGGUGCUGGAGACGCUGCUGUACUUCGUGAACCAGCCGGCGCCGGACAUGCAGAUGUUCACGCUGCAGGCGCUCGGCUUCAUCGUCAUCCGGCACUACGACAUGAUGCUGCGUGAGCGUGUCAAGCAGCUGUACCACGGCUUCCUGCAGGAUCCGGACGGCAACAAGCAGCUCAAGGCGCAGGUGCUCAUCAACCUGGAGACGUACCUGGUGGAGGAGGAGCGGCGCAUGGUGCAGCAGGACGAGGAGUGGUCGAAGCGCGCCAAGGAGGAGAACCUGAAGGAGAUGGGCGACGUGACGUCGGGCAUGGCGUCUACCGUGAUCCAGCUGUACCUGAAGCAGGUGCUGAGCUCGUUCCUGGACGCCUCGGUCACCGUCCGGCACGCGGCGCUCAAGGUGAUCCAGCUGAUCCUGGCGCAGGGUCUGGUGCACCCGGUUCAGAUCGUGCCCUACCUGAUCUGCAUGUCGACCGACCCGGACGAGCGUGUCUCGCACACCGCCGACAAGCAGUUGCAGGAGAUCGAGAAAAAGUAUCCGGGCUUUAUCCAGAUGAAGGCCACCGCCGGCAUUCGACUGUCGUUCGAGCUGCAGAAGAUCCUGCAGGCCGACUGCGAGACGACGCGCGGCCUGAAGCUGCGCGAGGGCGAGCCGCCGGCCGCCCUCAACGGCUUCCUCUACUCGAUCCUGCGCACCUCCAAACAGCAGCGGCGCGCCAUCGCCAUUUCGUGUCUGCGCAACUUCGACGAGCAGGCGAGGAAGUCGCUGCAGGAGCUGCUCUACCUGGCCGACAACCUGGCCUACUUCCCGUACCAGGUGGCCGACGAGGUGCUCUUCAUCAUCCACCAGGUGGACGUGAUGGUAUCGGUGACGGGCAGCACCAUCCUGCAGCUGGUGCGGGAGGCGCUGCUGCCGCCUGCCGGCCAGCCGGUCCGUCUGCACCCGAUGACCGGGCAGCCGCUGCCCUACGAGGACGACGACGACGAUGAUGACCACCUGCUGGAGCGGCUGCCGGAAGACCUGACCCCCAUCCGGGACGCGCUGGCCGCCUCUGAGGGCUGCAAUCUGUUGUUGGUCAUGAAGCAGCACCUCAAAGACUUUUACGGCAUCACAGACAAUAAGAUCUCACAAUACUCGCCGUCCGAGUCGGGCAAGGUGUACGAGAAGGCAGUGAACCGGCGGCCCAACGUGCUGUUCCGGCCGGACGUGACCAUCCGGUCGCUGCGCCUGCUGGACGCCGCCGCGCCGGCAGACGGCGCCGACGACGACCCGCGUCGCAAGCUCAUCCUCCAGUACCUGAACUUCAAGCGGCUAAUGCUGCACAUCGACCCGGCGGACGAGGAGGACGACGACGCUGACCGGAGCGCGGCGACCGCGUCCCGGCCGCCGACGGCCCCGCCGGCUCCGCUACCGCCCAUCAUCAUCUCGCUGGGCGCGCUCAGCAAGCAGGCGGCGGCCGCCUCGGCGACGGCCGAGCUGCGCAAGCAGCCGCCAUCUUCUGAACCACACAUUCCGUCCGUCGCGGCGGAGCCGCCUCGGGUAGCCAAGCUGACCAUCGUGCCGCUGCGCUUCCCCGGAGACGAGGCCGUCAUGCGACACCACAAGCACAAACAUAAAAAGUCCGACAAGCACAAGAAGAAGAAGAAAAAGAAGAAGCGCCGCGACAGCAGCGACGAGGAGGACGGCGAGAGCGAUGCGGCCAGCGACCCGGACUUCGCCGUCUGAGACGCGCCCGCCCGCGCCCGCUCGCUCGCUCGCCCUCUCGCCCGCGGCCAGAGGCCCGCCCCUCUCUCCUUUCCAGUACAAACUCUGGCAUAAUGCUGCUCAUCGAUCCAUGUCAUCGCGACACUCACGCGCGCGCGUCUCACACCGGGCCGGCGCGCGCGGCGCUCGCCGCCACCGCGCGCGCGCGCGCCCGAACUCGCCUCGUGUACAUACUCGUGUUCUGUACAGGUGCUGACUGCCGUUGGACGGCCGGCGCCGUCGUCGCCGGCACCGCGUGCGCUCCGGCCGGCCGAGGGAACAAGGGUGCCUAUACAGAAAUUAUGUCUAGACCACAAGGGACGGCGCAUAGAUUUUAUGAUAGGAUCCCGCGAGUAGUGAUCGAUAUUGUAUAUUGGGGCCGGACGUCAGUAUGCAAGGGCGCGUGCUAAAGCGGCCUCUCCGGACGGCGCCACCGCCUCAACCGUCGCCCCGACUCGGCUCGUUUUGUUGUGAUUUUGUAGUUGAUUUUCCAUUCAUGUAGCUAGAUGGUUGAGCUAUUUAUUUUCGAUUGAAACGUUCGUUUUUCAGCCGCCACGUCUAGGUCUUAUUCAAUAGACAUUUAUGUAUUUUGAUUAUAUUCUUUGAUACAUAAACCUCGAACCAUUGUACACA